Pyricularia grisea is the source of this 306-nucleotide messenger RNA. RefSeq lists its product as uncharacterized. The transcript is spliced from 3 exons. Lineage: Eukaryota; Fungi; Ascomycota; Sordariomycetes; Magnaporthales; Pyriculariaceae. The record is from RefSeq and is a predicted model, not a curated record. The coding region runs from base 1 to 306 and encodes 101 amino acids.
AUGUGGUUGCUUACGACAGUCGACGUUUGGCUUGGUUGGAACAAACCUCGAGGAGUGGGCGGUAAGCGGAGUCACAGUGCCGGUACCCGCCCGGUUGCGGUGGACACUCGGGACAGCGGCGACAUUACGGGCGGGGUCCGCCGGGCAUGCCGAUGCCGUCAACUUGCCUCUUAUCGUCUCACCCAGUCCGAUAUUCCACUAAUUAACGGGUGGUCGGACUGGAAAAAGCCCAGAGAUUACAUUGAGAGGGAGUUGAAGAAGGUUGGUAGAAUUUGCUUGGCGUUUGUCAAUCGCGACGGGGGUUAA